This is a messenger RNA of Cadophora gregata, 2234 nucleotides long. RefSeq lists its product as uncharacterized. The record is from RefSeq and is a predicted model, not a curated record. Bases 753 to 2114 code for a protein of 453 amino acids. The transcript is spliced from 4 exons. NCBI's taxonomy places the organism in Eukaryota, Fungi, Ascomycota, Leotiomycetes, Helotiales, Ploettnerulaceae.
CCCCGACCCGACGACCCUAGGGUAUGCACGCCGAGAAAGUGCAUGGGGUCCAGCGCUUCGGCAUGGAUGGUACAGGGUCUACAGGGACUUCACCGUGGCCCAAGCCAGCAGCAGCCUGUUAGCGAGGCCAUAUUGAAGGAUCCGAGACCUCAUGUAUCAAUCAGAUCAGAUUCUGUCCAGGUUACUGAGCAAUUUCAAAUUUCAAAUCUUUGAACUAUUGAUGCGGAUUAUUAUCUCCUUGAAAAUGCUUCUUUCAGAGCAAAAACGUCACCCAUCUUAUCACAUACUUCCCCACUGGGUUUCAUCACAGUCAGCUUCAUAGUGGAUACCGGCAACUGGAAUGGGUCGCACAACGCUUAUAUCCCCAUACGGCUGGGCGAGAUUCUCGUGCAUGAUGGCACAAGUCGCCUUUUACAUGCAGCUGCAUCCUUUUGUCCACGUAUCAGAUUGUUGUGAGAAUCUGCCUGAAGUGUCCACUUCUGGCGGUAUCAUCGCUGCGCCGCAGCCCUCUCCUGCAAGACAUGCGAGGUACUUGUACCCCUGGCAUUCGCUACGCCUUCGGAACAGCCCCCAUGUUGUAUCUGAACAGCUGGAGUAUCAAUCACACAGGUCAAAAUGUGGCACGACACGAGAUCUGCAAGAAUAUAGAGGGACCUGCUUCCCUGACCUUUUGAGCUCUGUGGGAACUUUUCUUGUUUCACACAGGCAGUUUUGAGAGCAUUGACGUUCGUCAAGAAAUAAACAAACAGACCAUGUCUCCAGCAACAGCAACUUCGGCGGCCAGCAUGGCGUUGAUAACUCCAAGUUUGACGACGACCUUCAUGCCGAAGAUCACGGCGUGUACGGAGAACAGACUCACGAUGCUGGCAAAUCGAGCAUUUCAGAUAUGGAUGAAUGCACCAGUACCGGUACCAGGAACCACCUUCACGGAUUGCUAUCCAAGUCAAUAUAUCACUAGUCUUCUUCUAUCCGCUGGGAGUGUCACUCAACCUGCCUUCGCUCCACUAAUCUGCCCUCAACACUAUUCCGCUGUCGGACCAUACACUUCAAAUUACAUCGCCUGCUGUCCAAGCGCAUACUCGCUUGCUCAGCCCGAAAGUACAGUUUUCAAGGAUCGCCCGGCGUUUGGUGGAACAUGUUAUAGCAACAUUGACAUGGCAACGCCUGUUCUCGUUACAGCUUACGGAUCUUCGAGUGUCACAGCGACAAGUUACUUUACUGCCACUGUCACAAAUGCUCAAGCCUACGCUUACCCUAUCGAUGGAUAUGCGUUCGGAGUUGCGGAGAUUGAGAGCAAGAUUACUUCGGGACUCAGUACCCCUACAGCAUCGCCAGGAAGUUCGGUAACAAGUGCAGCUGCUGCAACAUAUACAGUACUUGCUGGCAAAAACUCGGCGUUCACACCCAAUUCCGUAACGGCGAAAGCAGGGGACACUGUCAUCUUCCAAUUCACAGCUGGAAACCACACCGUCACCGAAUCGACUUUCGAACGUCCUUGCGUCCAACUCCAAGAUGGGAUAGAUUCUGGCUAUCAUCCGAUCGUCAAUUCUAUGAAUCCAUCUGACUUCUCCUUCAAAGUCGGACAGAACACUUCACAAUGGUUCUUCUCCAAACAAGCAGGCGAAUGUGGUCAGGGAAUGACAUUCGCCCUCAACCCCACCAACGAACAAACCGAGAGCCAAUUCCAGCUGAAUGCAGUCGUCCAAAACGGAACAUUAACAGAGAAGUCCAGCGGAACAUCAACUGGGGUCAAAGUGGGAGCUAGCUUAGGCGCAGUGGCAGGAGUAGCUCUCAUUGUCUCCCUAACAUUCUUCGUCCUCCGUCGUAGUCGCCGAAGCAGCGCUAAAGUAGCCAGCAAACCCAAUGGAGACGACACGAUAACGAAAUCCGGGGCAGGUUCAAGCUACACCGAUACAGAGGCAGGGAAUUCUCCAGUGACGGAGGUCAAACCAGUUGUUCCUCCCAAAGGAGAGGAGCUACAUGGUUACUCUUCUCCGUCCGAGUUGGGUAUCAACCAAGAUCCUGCUGAACUCAUGUCUGCGCAGACGCCUGUGGAACUAUCUAGUCCGCAUGAGUAUCAUCCGCCGACAUUUCCAAACGGACAGCGUUUCUGAGCACGUAUGAUAAUGAGCUUGUAAAGAGCAUCGUGGAGUCUAAUGAGUAUCCUAGAACUUCUUAGUGGGCAUGUAUUGCAUGUUAGCUUCAGGAUAAAUAAUCAAUUGUGUGUAUCUCAG